This is a messenger RNA of Triticum dicoccoides, 1634 nucleotides long. RefSeq lists its product as uncharacterized. NCBI's taxonomy places the organism in Eukaryota, Viridiplantae, Streptophyta, Magnoliopsida, Poales, Poaceae. The transcript has a single exon. The coding region runs from base 37 to 1515 and encodes 492 amino acids. Gene Ontology annotation, molecular function: RNA binding. The record is from RefSeq and is a predicted model, not a curated record.
GUUGGUCGAUCCCGUCUGGAUAUCUAACCUACCACCAUGAAACCGACAUGGCCGGAUCUGCUGCCGGAAUUGGUCCGCGAGAUCUCAGGCCGCCUGCACGACGUCGCCGACUUCGUCCGCUUCCAUGCCAUAUGCAAGCCAUGGCGCGACUCUCACCAUCCUACGACAACGAGGACGACGGAUCAGUUCCUGCCCUGGCUCCUGGCGCCCAGCAAGAAGGGCGACGACUCCCUCAACUUCAGAUGCGUCUUCUCCAACACGAGCUACCGCGCUCCGCCGCCACCACCUAUAUCCGGCACCGACGGCCAGAUGAACUGGGUCGCCAGCGCUGACGGCACCACCAUCUGCUACUUCACCCCUUCCCCCGACGGCCCCACCCUUCACAACCCUCUCGGCGGAGGACCCCUCACCAACAUGCCUCUCUUCCCAGAGGACGUCAAUGGAGAGUUAGGGGAGAAUCCUAAUGGCAUCCUCUACAACGAUGGCACCGUGCUGCUGUACAGGAAGCACGACAGCAGCGACGAUGACACCGCCGAGUUCAAGGCGGCGCUCCUGUGUCCUGGGAACGAUGAGUGGACGUUUGUCAAAAGGACCCUUGAAUCCCCCUACUACGGCGAGUUCUGCGUCGCGUAUCAUGCCGGAAAGAUCCUUGUGACCGUGAAGGACGACCUCUGGCUCGUCGUGACAGCACCAUCCGCUGCUGCAAACAACGACCAAGUGCUGCUCCCCAAAUUGUCAUGGAUGCCAUGCGAGCAUGAUGGUCGCUACUAUGAGUACAGCUAUGUGCUCGAGUCCCAUGGCGAGCUUUUGUGGGUGUCGGUGCAUAUCAAGAUGGAUUACCUGAAGGAGAGUAGCACGAGCGUCUGCGACCUGGUCCAGGCACUCUCGAUGUCCGUACACACACUUGAGGAGGUCACAAAGGGACCCGAGAAGUUGCGUUGGGUAAGGAAGGUUGGCCGGAGCCUGGCUGACCGUGUCCUAUUUCUGGGGUGGCCCAAUAGUUUUGCCGUGGACGCCUCGAGGCUAGGUGUGAGUGGUGGAUUCACCUACUUCUUGUUCUACGACAACCACCGGCUGCGUAAGCGGCAUGGCGUUUUCAGGUACAACCUCAUCGACAACACGACCGAGCUCAUCGAGUGGUUGCCCCAAGGAUGGGACAACGAGAUGUGCGCGUGGCUCGUCCCCCAGCCCACCAUUGCUCCAAUCAACCGAGCUCUAGCAACAACUCCAAGGAUCAAUAGCAUGAUUCACAUCGAAAGAUGCUAUGGCCUUCUUUCUCAGGUGUUUGUGCGCAACCUACCUCUUCACGCGAAUGACUCUCAGCUGCAACAGUUGUUCAGUAAGUACGGCAGAGUGUCCAGCGCCAAGGUGACCUACUACAAGAAGACCAAGACCUUACGGGGCCUCAUCACAAUUGCAACGAUGCACGUUUGUCAGGAUGACGCGCUCGCUGCUCUGGACGGGUUGGUUUUAGAUGGUUGCAGGCUCGAGGUUAUCUCGGUCAAAGGCAGGUAAUAACGAGAUGAUGACACCGAUGAUAUAGUCUUCUAUCGGUGCGGCAUAGAAUAUGGUUUAGUUGCUUGUUGACUAGUAUUAACCUAAUGUUGGGGCUUCAUUGCAUGACGAAUUUAGCU